Molecule: messenger RNA, 808 nt
Organism: Bombyx mandarina (wild silkworm)
Lineage: Eukaryota; Metazoa; Arthropoda; Insecta; Lepidoptera; Bombycidae
Product: putative defense protein
Cellular component (GO): membrane
Source: RefSeq, a predicted model, not a curated record
UGGGGAAAUACCAUAAUAAUAUUGAAGUAAAUUCUUCCUCGUAGCGGCGGAUAAAUAGCGCGCCUCGCCUCGAGCCCGCACACUCCGGCACCAGCCCUCUGCCGCACCACGCGGUCUAGUCUACGUGCAGUUUUACAGAUCAGUGAAGAAGGAAGCAUCAUGAAGGUGUACGCGUGCUUGUGCGCUGCGGUGGUGAUGUUGGUGAUGACGUCACGCGUGUCAGAGGCGCGCUCCACCGGGGCCCCGCUGAGCGCCUGUCGCGACAUGAUGCCGCAGCACAACGCCACCGCGCAGACCUCGCCGCCGCCCUACACCAUCACCACCGACGCGCAGAGCGUAGCUCCCGGCGAUAGCGUGGAGGUGGUGAUCGCAGGUAAGCUGCCAGAGGACACCUUGCGCGGAUAUUUGCUGCAGGCCCGGCAGGGAGACGACAUCCUCGGGACUUUCUCGCUCGAGGACGGAGACGUCUUCUCUCAGCUCAUCAACUGCGGGAAGCCGGGGAACGCAGUGACUCACAAGAAGCACGACAACAAGGAAGACAAGCGGCAGGUGAGGGUGCGCUGGUCUCCGCCCCAGGGUCUCACCGGGGAGGUCGUGUUCCGCGCCACCAUCGUCAAGACACUGAAGGUCUUCUGGGUCGGAGUACAGUCUGCUCCAAUUAAAAUUGUAUCCUGAGCAGCGACGUCGAUACGAUCCGCUAUAGUUUAAAUAAUACAAGAUACCUUCCUACUCGUAUCUACAAGUAAUUCUUACGAUACUAACAUUACUACUGUUUCAAUAAUUGACAAUAAAAUAACUCAUUAAACUA